Adineta ricciae is the source of this 366-nucleotide messenger RNA. The record is from the annotation of a GenBank genome assembly. Lineage: Eukaryota; Metazoa; Rotifera; Eurotatoria; Adinetida; Adinetidae.
AUGUCAAAUCUACUCACAGAUCCUGCAUCGAAUGUUCAAGCAAUAAAACUAACAACAAAUGUGAUACCUUCAUCGCUAACAUUGUUUCCUAACUUGAAAUCAAUUGUAGUUCAUCCAUUUGACAACACACCUGAAGAACAUACACCGGAUUGGACAAUAAAUCCAAAUCUGCGUUCUUUAACGUUGAAUUUAAAAAAUUUCUACGAUUUGAAUUCGAUUCUUGUGUACAGACCUAAUUUGGAGUAUUUAAACAUCAAAACAACGGCAUCGUUUCCGCGACAAGGCGAAAAUCAUGCAUUCAAAAUUGAUUAUAUCAUAUUAGAACAGUUUUCCAUAACUUUCAACGAUUCCACUUUUACGGUCUAA